GUAUAGGAUAUAGGGAAGAGAGAGCGUUCCCAGUUCUCGUUAGUCCGAAACUUCGAAUCUUCACGAACCACGAACCGAAGUGUCACAAAGCAAGGAACGUUGAAAACCUCAUUCGUUUUUUAGAAAUCUUUUUCAGCAACAAACUGUACGGCACUUGAUAUACAAAAAUCAUGAGGAUACUAUUAUUUUUAAUUGUGGCAGUAUUUGCCACUACACAAGCUGUCUCUUUCUUUGAAUUGUUCAAAGAAGAAUGGACAACCUUUAAGAUGGAACAUAACAAAGUUUACAAAUCUGACAUAGAAGAAAAGUUCAGAAUGAAGAUAUUCUUGGAUAACAAACAUAAAAUUGCCAAGCAUAAUGGAAAUUAUGAAAUGAAGAAAGUCUCAUAUAAACUAAAGAUGAACAAGUAUGGUGACAUGCUUCAUCAUGAAUUUGUAAAUACAUUAAAUGGUUUCAAUAAAUCUAUAAAUCAUCAAUUGAGAUUUGAAAGGCUACCUCUAAGUGCUACAUUUAUCGAGCCAGCAAAUGUGGAGUUACCAGAGGUAGUAGACUGGAGAGAACAAGGUGCUGUUACUCCAGUUAAAGAUCAAGGUCAUUGCGGUUCGUGUUGGGCAUUCUCUACGACCGGAGCUUUGGAAGGACAACAUUUCCGGCGAACCGGAGUCCUAGUUUCUUUGAGCGAACAAAACUUAAUUGAUUGUUCUGGUAAAUAUGGUAAUAAUGGAUGUCAAGGAGGAAUGAUGGAUCAAGCUUUCCAAUAUAUUAAAGACAAUGGAGGUGUUGAUACAGAGAUAACGUAUCCAUAUGAAGCUGAAAAUGACAAAUGCAGAUAUAACCCAAAGAACAGCGGUGCUGGUGAUGUUGGUUUCACAGACAUUCCUCAAGGAAAUGAAAAGAAACUGAAAGCAGCAAUUGCUACUGUAGGACCAGUUUCUGUUGCCAUUGACGCGUCGCAUAGUUCUUUCCAGUUUUAUUCUGAAGGCGUUUAUUAUGAACCUGAAUGCUCUUCGGAAGAUUUGGAUCACGGUGUAUUAGCGGUGGGAUACGGAACUGAUGAAGAUGGUCAAGACUACUGGUUGGUGAAGAACAGUUGGGGAGAAACAUGGGGUGAUAAGGGAUAUAUUAAAAUGGCUAGGAACAAGAUGAAUCAUUGUGGUAUUGCUACUACUGCUAGUUAUCCUCUUGUUGGAUCUCAGGGAUAAUUGAGUUUUCUAAAUCAUUUAAAGGAGAAAGGUCGAAGAAUGUGAUCGAAUGAAUGAAAUUAUAUCUAAAAUUAUUUUUCAUUUAAUAAUGAUGUAUUGAAUAUAUAAUACAUUAAGUUUCUCUUUGUACAUUGAGAAAGCAAAUAUAUAUUUUAUAAAUAUAUAAA
Messenger RNA from Hylaeus anthracinus, 1369 nucleotides. It is a transcript of the gene CtsL1, whose product is annotated as procathepsin L. Gene Ontology annotation, cellular component: lysosome. Bases 171 to 1202 code for a protein of 343 amino acids. The record is from RefSeq and is a predicted model, not a curated record. Gene Ontology annotation, biological process: immune response. The transcript has 7 exons. Gene Ontology annotation, molecular function: cysteine-type endopeptidase activity. NCBI's taxonomy places the organism in Eukaryota, Metazoa, Arthropoda, Insecta, Hymenoptera, Colletidae.